ACAAAAAUGUCACACACAUAUCUACAAAUUAUUUCUAGUAAAUUAAACUUCAAUGUUAGGCGGCGCGUCGACUUGGCAACUGCUAACUGCUGUGCACUUAUUUCUAACAGCUGUUGCCAGCGCUCAAAAUUCAACGCCCAGCACGCAUGCAAAGGUUGUGGGCGGCUAUGACAUUGAGAUCGAGCAGGCGCCAUAUCAACUCUCAGUGCGUUUGCGUUUGGCUGAUGAGAAUAAUGUUAUCCUAGCGAGUGGACAUUUGUGUGGAGGAACGUUGAUAUCGCAGCGUUUGGCUGUCUCAGCAGCCCAUUGCUUUGCUGUCAACGACACCUCCGCUCCCUUAACCUACAAAGAAGGUAAACGAUUCGUAGUCGUCGCUGGCAUAACCUCGCUCUUCAGCGAUGAAGAGUCCGCUGCAGUUUAUCGCGUGGAGCGCAUUAUAGGCCACGAGGACUACAGUCUCAAGACCUUUGAAAACGACAUCGCACUCAUUUAUCUCAACCAGUAUGUACCCUGGGGUCUGGCCAAAGUGCGCGCUGUGCCAAUUGCUGCGCAUCCCUAUCGACCCGGCACAUUGUGCUUGAUCAGCGGCUGGGGCAGACGCAGAGAACGCUUGCAACAGGCCAAGGUGCCGCUGGUGCCGCAACGACUAUGCAAUUAUAUAUAUUUCAAAAUGCCGCCAUCGCAAAUAUGCGCGGGUUUUUUGGCUGGCGGUGUGGAUGCGUGCCAAGGUGACUCGGGUGGACCGCUGAUAUGCAAUGGCGAACUGGCUGGCGUCAUCUCGUGGGGCAUUGACUGUGCCCAACGCAUGUUGCCUGGUGUGUAUGCAAAUGUUUCACAUUUUUACGAUUGGAUUCGAGAAAUGAAUGGCACGCUCAACUAUGCGGAGUUCAGGGAUGUGGCGCUCGAAAAGAAAAGCGCAAGUGUUAGCGCUGCAAAUGUUAGUCAGUUGCUUGUAUUAAUUGGCUGCUUGCUGUGCAAAAUAAUAAAUUGAAUAUC
Drosophila busckii is the source of this 996-nucleotide messenger RNA. Its product is annotated as anionic trypsin. Gene Ontology annotation, biological process: proteolysis. The record is from RefSeq and is a predicted model, not a curated record. The coding region runs from base 53 to 991 and encodes 312 amino acids. The transcript is spliced from 3 exons. Lineage: Eukaryota; Metazoa; Arthropoda; Insecta; Diptera; Drosophilidae. Gene Ontology annotation, molecular function: serine-type endopeptidase activity.